GCCCUGGUGAGGACGAAGCGCCAUAGCCACGGUAGCCCUGGCGACAAGAACCCCAGCAACGAGAAUCAACAACAACAACAACUGAAUCCGCCAUAAAAAAAUAAAAGAAGACAGAUUUUACCGGUGGGGGAAAUAACACACGUGGAUACAGAGGGUGAUUCCCAGCUCUUGUAAUGGCCACCUCAGGCUACGUAGGUGAGAUCCAGCCAGCAGCCCAACCGCAGGGGGCUGGUGUUACCGUCACACCGGGGCAACCUGACGCCAGUUCCACCCCUGCAACCGCCCCUCAGUUUCUGGCUGAGAUCCAGACCGCUGUGGCCACUUCCACUGUCGUCACAGCCACAGGCCAGACUUCUCCCACCGAUCAAGCCGCCUCCAUCAUCACUCCCAAACCCGCAGAUGGUAGUCAAGCCCAGGCCACAUCACAGGCCCAGCCUCCUCAGACGCAGUAUGUGACUGCUGAGAUCCAAGGCUCCCCCACGCAGUCUGGAAAUGCUCAAAGCACCCCUCAGUACAUCGUUGUUACAGUCACAGAGGGCUCCCUUCACUCAAGCGACAGCGUGUCGGACUCCAGCCCCCCUCCAGCUGUGGUGCAAACAGGGGUUCCCACGCAGGUUGUCCAGCAGGUACAGGCGGGUCAACAGAGGUCCGUGGUGCAGGCCACCAAUCAGAUAGCCAAGACUGAGCCGGGUACCCAGCUCAGUGUCACCAGUCUACAGCCUGUUCAUAUCAGCCAGGAGGCCUCUGUGGGCUUCCAGUUCCUCCCUAGCACAAACGUGACAGCGUUAGUCAGGGACACGAAUCUAGAAGAAAGCCAGCUGCAACUUGUGAUAGGACAGCCAGAGUGCCAGGCCUGGGCAUCAGCAGACUGCAUGAGAGAAUGCUGCGGCAAGCCCCUCUACCUCCCCUCGGACCUCCUCCAGUAUUAUCAGUCAAUGUACUUGCUCUCUGUGCAUGCGAAGAAAGAGACAGGAGGAGCCCACCCUGCAGUCACAAGCUCAGGCCCUGAUCAGGCUACAACUACUGCUUUCCAAGUCCAGCAGCAGCUCACACCAGUGCCGGUGCAACAUGUGUACGCCAAUCAAGUGCAGUAUGUGGAAGGAGGAGAUUCCAGCUACACCACCAGCACCAUCCGCUCCAGCGCCUUUCCUUACACCGACACCCCCCUGUACACCCAGACCACAGCUGCCCAGUAUUAUGAAAGCCAGCCGACUUCAGGCUCCUCCACCCCCGGCACACCUCUAACCGUCUCUGUGACCGCCGGCACGGCGGGGGGCGUGUCCAUGUUUGUCGCCCAGCCCACCAGCGCAGCGGGGGGAGGGGCCACGGUGGUGACCACGGGCGGCACCACCAACGGGGCGGGGGAAGGCACCAACGGUGGCGCGGCAGGCAGCUAUGUGAUCCAGGGGGGUUACAUGCUGGGCAGCGGCAGCGGAGCGGCAGCCGGCAACAGUCAGAGCUACUCGCACACCGCCCGCGCCUCCCCAGCCACUGUGAGUAUUACAGAGGGCGAGGAGAGUAGCGUGCCGUCGGCAGACAAGAAGGUACAGUGGUUGCUGGACAACUAUGAGACAGCUGAAGGAGUGAGUCUGCCCCGUUCCACCCUCUACUGCCACUACCUGCUGCACUGCCAGGAGCAGAAACUGGAGCCGGUUAAUGCCGCCUCGUUCGGGAAACUCAUUAGAUCUGUGUUCAUGGGGCUACGCACACGACGCCUGGGCACACGGGGUAAUUCUAAAUACCACUAUUAUGGGCUGAGGAUCAAGGCAGGCUCUUCUCUUCUCCGUCUGAUGGAAGACCAGCAACAUCUGGCCAUGAGGCAGCAGCCCUUCUCACAGAAACAGAGGUUGAAGCCUGUGCAUAAAGUAGAGGGAAUGACCAACGGCACAGCAGCAGGAGCCGGCCAGCAGCAGCAACAGCAGCAGGGGUCGGGGCAGGUGGACAUCAGCACCCAGGUCCAGCAGUACCAGCAGUUCCUAGAUGCAUCCCGAGCUCUCCCAGAGUUCCCAGACAUCGACCUCCAGGGGAAGUCUAUGCCAGAGGGAAUCGAGCUGGAGCACAUAAAGAGCUUUCAGCUGCUGUACAGAGAACACUGUGAGGCCAUACUAGAUGUGAUGGUCAACCUGCAGUUCACCCUGGUGGAAACUCUGUGGAAGACCUUCUGGAGGUUCAGCCAGAGUCAGGCUGGAGAUGCCACGUUGGCUGUUCACGACGAGUCAGAGAAGCGCCUCCCCAAGUCCUGCCUGGUGCUGCUGUGCAAGUACGACCCGGUGCUGCGCUGGAGCCGUGACUGUGACAACAGUCUGUACCAGGGCCUGGUGGAGAUCCUCAUCCCUGACGUCCUCAGGCCCAUCCCCAGUGCCUUAACUCAAGCCAUCCGCAACUUUGCCAAGAGCCUGGAGAGCUGGCUGACCAACGCCAUGAUGAACAUCCCGGAGGAAAUGGUCCGCAUCAAGGUAACAUCAGCCAAUGCGUUUGCCCAGACGCUGCGUCGCUACACCAGUCUGAACCACCUCGCCCAGGCCGCCCGCGCCGUCCUCCAGAACACGGCCCAGAUCAACCAGAUGCUGUCCGACCUCAACCGCGUCGACUUCGCCAAUGUCCAGGAGCAGGCUUCCUGGGUGUGCCGGUGUGAAGACCGUGUUGUCCAGCGGCUGGAGCAGGACUUCAAGCUGACCCUCCAGCAGCAGAACUCCCUGGAGCAGUGGGCGGCGUGGCUGGACGGUGUCGUCUCCCAGGUCCUAAAGCCCUACCAGCAGAGCCCCGCCUUCCCCAAGGCCGCCAAGCUCUUCCUACUCAAGUGGUCCUUUUACAGCUCCAUGGUGAUCAGGGACUUGACCCUGAGGAGUGCAGCCAGUUUUGGCUCCUUUCACCUGAUCCGUCUGCUGUACGACGAGUACAUGUACUACCUGAUAGAGCACCGAGUGGCCCAGGCUAAAGGAGAGACCCCCAUCGCUGUCAUGGGAGAGUUUGCCAGUUUGGUUCGGGGUCUAAACCAGCUGGAUCCUGACAAAGAAGAGGAAGAGGAGGAGGAGGAUGAGAGCGACGACGAAGGUCAGGAGCUGUCCCUCCCCUCGGACGGGGUCGUGCUCGGAGACGAAUCUCUGGAGCCGCCUGCCAAGCUGGCCAGGAUGGACCAGAGAGUCCUCUUCACGACCGGAUCGGCCGACGACUAACCACAGAGUAACAACACUACUAGACGUG
Molecule: messenger RNA, 3204 nt
Organism: Sebastes umbrosus (honeycomb rockfish)
Lineage: Eukaryota; Metazoa; Chordata; Actinopteri; Perciformes; Sebastidae
Gene: rfx1a
Product: regulatory factor X, 1a (influences HLA class II expression)
Biological process (GO): regulation of transcription by RNA polymerase II
Cellular component (GO): nucleus
Molecular function (GO): RNA polymerase II cis-regulatory region sequence-specific DNA binding; DNA-binding transcription factor activity, RNA polymerase II-specific
Source: RefSeq, a predicted model, not a curated record